AUGGCAGCUGAGGGACUCUUCAAGGAGCUCUUUGACGCAAUGACUUGUCCUAUAUGCCUGGUGUGCUUUAAAGAUCCUGUGAUGUUAGAUUGUGGACACAACUUCUGCAAAGCCUGCGUCGACCAGUACUGGGCAGAGUCUGAUGGGGCCUCUGCUUGUCCUGAGUGUUGGAAGCUUUUUCAGCAAAGGGGUGGCAGACCGAACUGGCAACUGGCAGGAGUGGUACAGCUUGUCAAGAAACUUUGGUGGGAAAUGAGAGCAGAAGUGAAGCGAGACAUGUGCAAGAAGCAUCGGAGCCCCCUGAAACUCUUCUGUAAGGACGAUCAAGCCCCCCUAUGUGUGGUGUGCAAAGACACCGAGGCACACAAGGGCCAUAGCAUAGUUUUGGUGGAAGAGGUUGCGCAAGAACUCAAGGAAAAAACCAAGGCCCAGCUGAAGGCUAUGGAGGAAGGGAAGAAGGACCGUGUGGGCUGGAACAUAACUAAGGAGUUGGGAAUGGCUGGAAAUGUGACUCUGGGUCCAGACACAGGACAUAGCAGCCUCAAUUCUGUCCAAGGCUCCCAAGAGCAUGAGACGUAAAAGGCGAGGAAUUCAUCUGAGCCCCUUGAUGAAGUGCUGGACACAAGAGGGAUGUACUUUGGGGGACGCUAACGGGAGGAGGGAAGGGUAUAUUGACUUCUGGGUCCUGGCAGACCCUCUAGCUUAGAGUUAGGCAAUCUCGUGCCCUCCA
This is a messenger RNA of Elgaria multicarinata webbii, 730 nucleotides long. RefSeq names its product E3 ubiquitin-protein ligase TRIM52-like. Gene Ontology annotation, cellular component: cytoplasm. Gene Ontology annotation, biological process: protein ubiquitination. The transcript is spliced from 3 exons. Bases 1 to 579 code for a protein of 192 amino acids. NCBI's taxonomy places the organism in Eukaryota, Metazoa, Chordata, Lepidosauria, Squamata, Anguidae. The record is from RefSeq and is a predicted model, not a curated record. Gene Ontology annotation, molecular function: zinc ion binding; ubiquitin protein ligase activity.